Ambispora gerdemannii is the source of this 278-nucleotide messenger RNA. The record is from the annotation of a GenBank genome assembly. Lineage: Eukaryota; Fungi; Glomeromycota; Glomeromycetes; Archaeosporales; Ambisporaceae.
AACCAUUCUUUAUUGAAGAUCAAACCCGUUUAGUCAUUAAUACAUUAAACGCAUUUAGAGAUACGCGAAAUUUCGAACGUACAACCCCGAACAUUAAUAUUGAAGAAAUUGAGAACGAUUCGGACGAUUAUUAUUCUGAAACAAGACAUUCAGAAGAAAACGAGAAAAAUUUAAUUAAUAACAAUCUUUUCGAAGAACAAGGAACCCCAUCACCACAAUAUCAAACUCAAACACCAACUCCAGAACCAGAAGAAGAUGAAAUGGCAAACAUAGACACC